Hydatigera taeniaeformis is the source of this 4611-nucleotide messenger RNA. Lineage: Eukaryota; Metazoa; Platyhelminthes; Cestoda; Cyclophyllidea; Taeniidae. The record is from the annotation of a GenBank genome assembly.
AUGAGUGCUUCCGGUGAAACUUUUGCGUCAUGGGCGACCCGUGUAACCAGAUGUUCUAACCCAACAUUCUAUCGUGUCGUUAAUCGACUUUGGGAUAAUCCAGCACUACAGAAGGAUGUCCUUGCUGUCCUUACUGGUGUUACCAAACUAAUUCAUUCCCGUGGCGGACGCGAGUCUGCCGCUGAAUACUAUGCUGCAUUACUACUUCUUUCUCUUGGUCGUGUACUGUCCGUCCAGCCAGUCGAAGACUGGGCUUCUGAGUCAGUGCGCCAUACAUACAGGAUAUUUCUUCGAUUCAUUGACUAUGAUAAUGCGGCUCUGCGCAAAGCCGUUCAUAAAGUCAUAUGUGAACUCCUAACCUUUACGAUUAGCACCGAGGGUGCAUACCAUCCUGCUUGCCAUCAAACCAUAAAUCAUGUUUGCAAUUUAAUACGUCAAGCGUCCACGGAACUUUCUACUCUUAUUCGUAUAAGUGAUGGUGAAUGUGGUCGCUUGUUGUAUGCCUUGAAUCUGCUGAAAUCAGUCAUUUGUGUUGCUCCCGAAAAGGAUAUAAAGUUAGCAUGUGAAUGCGUUCUGGAAUUGACAUCUGUCAAUAAUUCACUGGUUUUGAAGUCUGCGUUUGAAUGCCUUCAGACCCUGUUUCAGGGCAAGGUCAAGGCUGUAACCGUUCCUCUGGAUACUGCAGGGAAACUUAUGACUGCUCUUUUUACCUGUAAACCUCGUGACUCUACUUCAAUUGAUAUUGUUACUCUAAAAAAGGAUUCUGAAUCUCUCAUUGCAUGGAUAAAGUGUUUAAGUGCUGGUGUCGGUUAUCUAACUUCACUAGCUGUUGGCCGUCACGAGGAAAGUUCAACGGAAUUAGCUAAUUAUGUUGCAGUGGAACACUUGGAACAUUUGGCUCGUGUUGCUCUCAGUAUUGUGGCUAAUAGUCCCCUGCCAGGCCUUCGUAACUCCAUCAGAAGCCUUCUUGUCGAUGUCCUUCUCAAUCAGCUGACUGAACAAUUGGAGGUUUGUGAUCUGCUGACGCAUCGUCCUCGAUUUCUUCCGGAUCUAUGCCUUACGUUGCAGAGUGCUCUUAAUUUGGCACGUCGUGAAACCUGGGCUAAUCUUCUCAACGUUUCCUCGCAUCUAAUGCAUGCUUGGGCCAUGAAAGCUGUUGUUCGUAAUAGCAUUGACACGCAGCUACCUGCUGAAGUUAUAGGCCUAAUUCAACACGUUGCUGGUCUCCGAGAUGCCCUGGGAGACGGUGCUGAAGAUGCUGUCGAUGAUGGUGUCAGCGUUAAUGUGCUUGUCGACGAAAUGGAUCGAAUGAUUCUCACUUCCAUGGAGUCUUGGGGCAUUGAGUCAGUGCUCCGAGAUGCCUUACCUUUGGAACCUCUCGUACUCGAACUUGAAUCUGGUGUUGUGGAGAUGCGUCGCUCUUGGAUUCUUCCACUCAUCGCUCGUGUCCAUCCUCUUCACUCUUGUUCACUGGCUUUCUUUUACUCUGAGAUUCUCCCGCUUGCUGAUCGUGCCGUUACAGUUGCUAAAGCGGCCGCUGGGCAGACGUUUAAACGGCAGAUUGGUGGUGAGAACGGCGCUCCAUUCGUCCCCCUUUCGGCAAUUUUAAACGCGGCUGUACAGAUGGCCCGUCAGCUAUGGAUUACGUUGACCGCCUUCACACGGCGUGCUCCCUCUCGUUGGGCUGAUCUUACGGACUCAGGUCUCGGCGGUAGGCUAAUUGCUUGUCUUCUCACAGCCAAGACUGUCAGGCCGACCAUCCUUUCUGCAUUGAGACGUCUUGUUACUUUCGCCAAAACAGAAGAAGCCAUUGCUGUGAUGCGGUCAGGAGCCAAGCAGAUGGUGCCCAAGAUGCUCUCAAUGUAUGAGGAUCAGGACUCGGCCAAUGACCAACAGCUUAAGCAACAACUAGAAAGCACACUGUCUGUGCUCCUACCGCUACUGACACCGAAAAUGCUCUCAGUGCCUUGCGAAAUGGCUCACAAGAAGCUUGUUGGUACCAAAAGACCGAUCUACAUGGAAAUUCUCAUGUUAAUUUUACCAAAUCUCACAAGCGAAAACAUCAAAUCUGUGCUUGAACAGCUGGAAAAUUAUUUUGUGCUCAAAGAUCCUGGAUGUCGAGCUCUCACGAAAGCCGCCUACCGUCUUUUGGAGGCGGUCCUUUCCUCACCCAAUCCCUCAGCGAAGGAGUUUGUAGCCGCAAACUUGGCUAAUCUCACUUCUUUUAUGGCCCAAAUAGCGCCUCUCUCCACAGAAGUGGUUGAAGGAGCAGUGACUGAAAUUGAACCUACCGAUCACCUUUCUACCACCAUGGCUGCUUUAACUCUAUCUGCAAAGGAGCGCAAAGCUCUUGCCAUUGCUACUCCCUGGAAAGCGCGGCUUCGGAUUCUCCGUCACCUGCUCCGCGCCCAUGCUGAAAAGCAGGGGGACCAAGCCGAGGAGAGGUGUGAAAACGCUGUGCAGGAUUUUAUCAGCACUUUUAUGCCUGAAGUACCUCCGUGUCUGGGUAAUUUAAAUAGCCUCGUACGAAUUUUGGCCGGCCGUUUAUUAGUAGACAUGGCUUUGGCUACCGCAGGAAGUCUUUCCUGGGAUGUAGAAACGCUCCGAACCGGCUCCUUGCGACGAUUUGGUUCAAUAACUGCUGCACCUUCAAACAUCACUCGAAUGGAUGAUGAUGAAGGGGUUGAGGAUGCACGGGAAAUGGAAGAAAUUGAAGGUAUCGAUGAAGAAGGGAAGAAUAGCAACUACGAUGACGAUGAUGAGACCGUUUCGGACCAUUCUUAUAACCCUACGGAAAUCACUUCUGUAUGCACUUCCAUAUCCAUUACUGGUGUGGACCCUUUCAUUGCCAUGAAGAACUGUGCUGGGCUACGAAACAUCCUCGCCUACCUUUGGCCUGUGAUAUUUGAAGUUAGCGUUGAGAACCUGAAGAACUCUCAAUCACAAUCUCUGCGUCUCGAGGUGGCAACUAAAUCGGUUUGUCGUUUGCUUUCCGACUUUAGGCUGCGUCGUAGUCUCAUGACUGCAAUGCAAGAGGCUGCGGACACCAAGGGUAAUUUGGAUGCCUCUGAGAUCCUCUCCACCGCAAAUCGCGCUGCCCAUAAACUCGUCCAACUUCCCAUUAAGCAUAUAGCUCGUCUAGGAUUGCAGAUAUCCCGUCUCCUCAUCGCUUUUGUCGGGAACUCUGUCUAUGUUUCGGAUAUUGUUGUUGCCAUUCAUCAAAUAAAUGAGAGUCACAAACACUCCCUGCGAUUUAUGGUUAAAGCAAUGGUGGAAAAACUACUUAAGAAAGUUAGUGUUCAGGCGCUAUUGUCUCUGAUGGGUCCAGAGUAUCACAAGAUGAUCAGGAAUAGCGCCAAAAUUCUUCGAAGAAGAGAACAGAAAGGCAAGACCGAGGGAAGGAAAAGGGGUCCAAAGUCUACCAGUGGUGAUAUUGAUUUGGAUGACGAGGUGGGAACUGUGUUUUCAGAGGGUAGUGUUAGACACCCUGGAUCCGCCUCUUCUGUGUCUGGUGCCUCAUUGAAGUCUCUUGGAAGUGCUCUCUCACUGUCAAGACCUAUUCAUGUGCAGAGCAUCCAGGAAAUCCUGGCAGCUUCAGACGAUGAAGCUGACGAAGGUGGUGGUGGUGGUGGUGGUGGUGUUACCGAAACUAUGAGGCACAAACCAUCGUCACCUCCCCUUAAACGUCUGGGUUUGGCGGCAGAACUUGAGCGCGCUGCUUCUGUUGCUGGGCUUAGUAGGCGCUCCCGACGCAACCUCCUCGUAGGGUCGUAUGGAGUGAACUCUGACGGUGACAACGAGGGUUUCGACGAUUUAGCCACAAUACGAAAAGUGCGAUUUGCGGACGAUGUUGCUAAGCUUCAUCUCACAGGCAAGAAAAGAAACCAGCGCGCAGCCACUGAGGAUACUAGUCCUUCUAUGACCUAUUUGGUGGAAGAUGCAGAUGAUGAGGUGGUGGAUCUAGCCGAGCCGGAGUCGCUUGCACGUCAUCUCACUGUUGCCUCCUCUGCCCAACUGGCCAAACGCGUCCUCAGGCCGAAUGUCUCUGCAUCCGGCGUUUCCGCGUUUAAACGUGCUCGACUCACUUCUCUUUCCUCCACUCCCUCUUUUCCUACAUCUAUUGAUGGGAAAUUUAUCAUUAACGAUUCCACUGUACAGGAUAGUAAGGAACCCUGGCCGCUGAUUGACGCUGAUGAUGAUGGUGUCGAUGACGUCCGUACAUGCUCUAUGACGCGGGAUACCUCAGUAGCUCGGGCCGUCGCUGUUACACCGAAGCGUACUCGCGCACUCCGUUUACCUGGGGCGGAGUAUCGGUCGGCGCGUGCGGAGGGCGACAUGAAAAAGCCGGGCCGACCUGACCCCUUUGCUUACGCGCCCCUCGGCGCGGGACUGGACACUAUCAAUCGCCGUGGGAUUAGCAGUGGCGUUGCCACUGCAUCCGAACGCAGGGCCCUUCUACGGUGUUUAGGAGCUGGAAAACGGAAACGUAAACAGGAAAAGCGAAAGAAGAUACGUGGCGUUAGCGCUGGCUUCCAUCAAAGAAAGGCGAGCUCUGCCUCUUCCACUAAUGUGAUGUCAAGACGACAGAAGGCGAGGCGUAUUCGGGAGUAG